CCUGAUCUAAGACGAAACCUUUUAAAGUGAUAUAAAGAUUUAGAAAAAAAACUAUAGUUUCACAAAUUAUAAUUUAUACAAAACCAUUACCAAAUGUUUCCAUAGAACUCUACAUUCAGGGACCCUCUAAUAAUAGUGUAAUACCAUACUUUUUCUUAAUAUAUAUCCCCCUCUUAUUAUGACCCAACCCCACUUCUUAAGCUACUAAUUAGUAGUUGUAGUACUAGUUCAUACAUAAUCACACCAAACCCCCUUAUCUUUGCACCAUUUCCUAGUACACCCGUGUGCUUAAAACCCUCUUCAAAAAUAAAAUCUUCUUAGAAAACUCUCUUUUUUCCUUACUUAAAAAUUGCUUCUUUUUCUUCUUCUUCUCCUCAAGUGAGUAUGGCAGCAGGGGCAGGAUCUCCUUGUGGAGCAUGCAAGUUCUUAAGGCGAAAAUGCGCAUCCGAUUGCAUUUUCGCCCCGUAUUUUUGUUCCGAGCAAGGACCGGCUCGUUUCGCUGCCAUACAUAAAGUGUUUGGAGCUAGCAAUGUGUCUAAACUCCUUUUGCAUCUCCCAGUGCAUGACCGUUGUGAGGCUGUUGUUACCAUUGCUUAUGAAGCCCAAGCCCGGAUCCGUGACCCGGUUUACGGUUGUGUUGCUCACAUCUUUGCUUUGCAACAACAGGUUGCAUAUUUACAAGCACAACUUGUACAAGUGAAGGCACAACUAGCCAACAAUUUAGUAGAUAACAGAAACAACAACAUGGAAAACCAAUGGACAACAGCAACAGCAACAACAGCAAUACAAGGGAAUAACUGUCACAAUUAUCCAACAAUUCAAACAUCAGUUUUUCAAACACAAAGCUGCCCAACAAUAACAACAACAACAAGAGUUGACAACAAUGAUAUUAACAAUAAUUAUAGAAUGAUGAUAAUGGCAAUGCAAGACUAUGGUGGUGUAAUUUCGGCGAAAUCCGAGGGUAUUAUUGGAAAGAAAAGAUCCCAUAAUGACAUGGGUGAGCUUCAAGAAUUGGCCCUUAGGAUGAUGAGGAAUUAG
Chenopodium quinoa (quinoa) is the source of this 1038-nucleotide messenger RNA. RefSeq names its product LOB domain-containing protein 16-like. Gene Ontology annotation, cellular component: nucleus. The coding region runs from base 385 to 1038 and encodes 217 amino acids. Gene Ontology annotation, biological process: positive regulation of DNA-templated transcription; hormone-mediated signaling pathway. Lineage: Eukaryota; Viridiplantae; Streptophyta; Magnoliopsida; Caryophyllales; Amaranthaceae. The transcript has 3 exons. The record is from RefSeq and is a predicted model, not a curated record.